Molecule: messenger RNA, 1024 nt
Organism: Monopterus albus (swamp eel)
Lineage: Eukaryota; Metazoa; Chordata; Actinopteri; Synbranchiformes; Synbranchidae
Product: interleukin-8-like
Exons: 4
Coding region: 67-351 (94 amino acids)
Biological process (GO): chemotaxis; immune response; defense response
Cellular component (GO): extracellular region
Molecular function (GO): chemokine activity
Source: RefSeq, a predicted model, not a curated record
UUGACUGCAGUGGGAAGAGCAGAGCUUUAUUUGGGAGCAUUUGCUGAAAAGUUAGAUUGAGCAGAUAUGUCUGUCAUCACUGCUGUGGCGCUACUGGUUCUGCUUACUGUCGCUGAGGGUAUCAGUCUGGGGGAUCAAAGAGUGAUUCUGCGAUGUCAAUGCAUCAUCAAGGAGAAAAAGCCCAUUGGCCGUUACAUAAGUAAUGUGGAGGUGAAUCCUGGCAACUCCCACUGCAAAGAUACUGAGAUCAUUGCAACUCUUAAAAGGGAUGGGCAAAAGAUUUGUCUGGACCCUGAUGCUCCAUGGGUCAAAAAGGUGCUUGAAAGGAAACUGGCAAAGUCGACACCUUGAAGAUCUCACCUUAACAGAUUUAACUCAGAUGGAAAGAAGAGCACAUUGCCAUCAUGACUGAAGUUCAAGGUUGAAGCCUAGAUCACACUUAUGGAAUGCAAAAAGCUUGUUUUGCUUGAUAGGAAUGAGUCAGGUGGCAGGUUGGCAGCUUUUCCCGAGAGCCAGUGAGAAAGGAAGUGACACAAACCUAUAUCUUGAGCAAUAUGUUAAACAUCAUGUAUCUACUUACUUUCACUUUUAAGCAAUUAAAGCACAUGUUAUUUUAAUGUGAGGCAGGAUAUAUGUUAAACAUAAAAUUUUAAAAAACUGUUGGGUCAUUGCACAAUAAGUAGGCAUAUUAUGUAAGGCAAACCCAAACAUGUUUGAAGAAUGCAGGAGUCAAAUUUUACACAGCAGUGUCUUUGCACAAAUGUGUUUUCAGUCUAGUUGCUGUUUUACAUAUCAACUUUUUUUUUCUACAGCAGAAAUUAUAUAGAUAUUUGAAAUAAUCAAAGUUUUGCCUAUGUUUGUCUUUACACAGCAUACAGUAUGUACAUUUUCAUUUUAAAUAUGAAGAUUAUGAUUGUGAAUAAAUAAUCAUUUUACUUACAGACCAGAAAUCUGUUUAUAUUUCUUUCAAUCUUUGUUGUAUUUUGCUGUUUGGCAGAUGUUUGCAAGGGUGGAAAAUAAACAA